This is a messenger RNA of Sphenostylis stenocarpa, 1791 nucleotides long. The record is from the annotation of a GenBank genome assembly. NCBI's taxonomy places the organism in Eukaryota, Viridiplantae, Streptophyta, Magnoliopsida, Fabales, Fabaceae.
AUGGAAGAGUCCACGAUUGUUGAUGUGGAAGUGGAAGCAGGGUUUCUGCUGGUUGAUGAAAAUAAAGUGGAUUGGAAAGGAAGAAAAGCUCGUAAAUUCCAAUAUGGGGGGAUGAGUGCUGCUGUGCUCAUACUAGCUAUGAUUGGUUUCGAGAAUAUGGGAACAUUUUCACUAGCAGUGAACUCGGUACCAUACUUCAGCGGGACGAUGCAUUAUAGUAUACCAGAUUCAGCUAACAUGCUGACCAACUACAUGGGAACCGGUUACAUACUCGCUAUUCCAGUGGCAAUCCUUGCUGACACAUGGAUUGGCAGAUACAGAUCUGUUCUAAUUUCUGGGGUCUUAGAGUUUGUGGGACUUGCAUUGCUUACAGUGCAAGCACACUUUUCCAACCUUAAGCCACCCUUAUGCAACGUUUAUGAUAGAACUGCUCACUGCAACACACCGAGUGGUGGCCAAGAAGCUCUUCUGUACAUUGGCCUAUACCUGUUGGCUUUUGGCAGUGCAGGAGUGAAAGCUGCUCUCCCAUCACAUGGUGCAGACCAGUUUGAUGAAACGGAUCCUGAUGAAGCAAGGAAAAUGUCCACCUUCUUUAACGCUCUCUUGUUGGCUGUUUGCAUGGGUGGUGCAGUCAGCUUAACGUUCAUUGUGUGGAUACAAAUCAACAAGGGGUGGGAAUGGGGCUUUGGUAUUGGCACCAUAGCCAUAUUUUUGGGUAUCAUUAUCUUUGCAGCUGGAUUGCCACUCUACAGAUUUCGUGUUAGCCAAGGAACAAAUGCUUUCAUUGAGAUCAUACAGGUCUACGUUGCUGCAAUCCGCAAUAGGAACCUCCUUCUUCCUGAAGAUCCAGCAGAACUAUAUGAGAUUGAACAGGACAAGGAAGCUGCUGAGGAGAUAGAGUUUCUACCUCAUCGAGACGUUCACAGGUUCUUAGACAGAGCAGCCAUCCAAAUAAAAGAUGGUGUGGAAUCUGAUAAACCACCAAGCCCGUGGAAACUUUGUAGGGUCACCCAAGUAGAAAAUGCCAAAAUUAUUCUUGGCAUGGUCCCAAUAUUCUGCUGCACCAUUAUAAUGACCCUUUGCCUAGCUCAGCUGCAAACCUUUUCAAUCCAACAAGGCUACACCAUGGACACCACUUUGACCAAGCAUUUUAAAAUCCCACCUGCAUCCCUCCCAAUCAUCCCAGUUUGUUUCCUAAUCAUCAUUGUUCCUAUCUAUGACCGGAUUUUUGUGCCUGUCAUGCGCAAUGUCACUGGUGUUCCUACUGGGGUUACUAACUUGCAGCGCAUAGGAGUUGGUCUAGUACUCUCUUGCAUUUCCAUGGCUGUGGCUUCAAUUGUAGAGGUGAAAAGAAAAAGAGUGGCCAGAGACAACAACAUGCUCGAUGCUGUGCCAAUAGCUAUGCCAUUGCCUAUAAGCACAUUUUGGCUCUCUUUUCAGUACUUUAUAUUUGGCAUAGCUGACAUGUUUACUUAUGUGGGGCUGCUUCAGUUUUUCUAUUCAGAGGCACCAAAAGGACUUAAAUCUACAUCAACCUGCUUCCUUUGGAGCUCUAUGGCACUUGGUUAUUUUGCUAGUACCAUAGUGGUAAAAAGUGUGAAUGGAGCCACCAAGCAUAUCACAAGGAGUGGGGGCUGGUUAGCAGGGAACAAUAUUAAUAGAAACCAUCCACGUAAUCAUCGCUGCAUGUACACGUGGAACCAAAACCUCUACACUCUGCCACGUAACAUCGCUGCAUGUCCACGUGGAACCAAAGCCUCAAUCCACGUUCUCCGUCUUCGGCUUAUAUAG